AUGGCCGAUUUUGAAGGACCAGAAACAUAUUCGACGAUGGCUAUGUCUGACCAACUACCUGCAUCACUACGCUAUGGACAUCGCGACAGUGAUUCAUCGGUUGUCACAGAUAUUGAAGAAGCAUGCCACGUGGCUGUUGCACCACGAUGCCGCGGAGCAGGAGCGCGUCGUGAGUACCAAUCGCGGCAGAUAAAUCCAGCCAAGAAAGCUCAUCCCAUUUAUGACAUUGAGUUACUUGAAAUGCGUAAAGUUCUCGUGAAUUUUUGCGAUUGUUUUUUUUGCUUGGAGCAGACAUUUUGUCAUCUACAUAGACCAAGCGUCUUUGCGUACCGCCACAAAAGAGUACGCAUCUCAGUAAGCUUAUGGCGCGCUGGUUGUCAUUCCUUGCCGAGUACACCUUCGCCGUGCAAUGCAAGCCGGGAUCGACCAACAUCAUUGCCGAUGCGUUGUCGAGGCGUCCUGAUUACGAUUAUCCAGCAGAAGCACCAGUUUUGCCGCCCCAGAGACGGAUGA
This is a messenger RNA of Peronospora belbahrii, 513 nucleotides long. The record is from the annotation of a GenBank genome assembly. Lineage: Eukaryota; Oomycota; Peronosporomycetes; Peronosporales; Peronosporaceae.